AUGGCUCGCCGCGGGGAUGCUCGCUCACCAUCCCUGCGGGCAGCUCAUUCUCAGCAUCUCGCCGGCCUGGCAAUAGAGGUCGUCGCGAUGAUGAUCGCGGUGAUGAUCGCGGUGGCCAUCGUCGAUCCCGGAGCCCAGAGCGUCGUUACCAUGAUCGAGACAGUGCCCGCGGUAGAGAUUCAUAUCGACGCCGCGACCGCUCUGUCUCCAGAUCGUCGCCGAUCUCGAUCCCGAGAUGCCAAUCGCGAUUAUCGCCGGCGAAGCCGUGACAGGGACAUUCGAUCCCGGCGUGAUGAUUCGCGGGGCCAUGACAAGAGACGAACCCAUGACCCUGCUGAUUUGAAGCCUAAGUCUGGAAGGGGGGAUAGCCGUGACCGAGGCUCUGCCCGACGUUCCAGGUCCCGUGGUCACGAAGUGCGUUCUGCCCUUGCCCUGAAAACCCAGAGUACGAUUUCUAACAGCUCUUCGCAGCCAUCGAAGUCGUCAACCUCUGCCGCAGCUCCCGCAGUCAAGUCAGAAGAAGAAAAGAAGGCCGAGCGUCUAGCGAAACUCGCGGCGUGGAAAGAAAAGCAAGUUGCAGAGAGGGAACGCAAAAGACAGGAGGAGAUUGCAGGUGGUGCCCGCAAUGUUUUGGACGAUAUAGAUCCACGUGCAGCACUCUCCUCUACGGCGGUCAAGUCCCCUCAAACCCCCGUCACUCCUGCUUCUGCUUUUUCUGCUGAGAAAUUCGAACCCACAACAAUCGUCAAGAAACCAUCCCACACUACGACUGCUGGACCUCAACCCUCCCAAAUUUCCGUACCUCCAGAGGGAGGAGGAGACAUGAGGGAAGGCCCCGCUACUCGAGCAUUCGGCUUCGAAGAUGAUGAACCUACUACCCGCUUCAAACCCGCAAAACUACCUGAACUCACUGAUGACGGUACCAAGUACCAAUUUGAUGAUGACGAAGAUGAUGAUGAUACCCCUAGGGACCCUACCCUGGAAGCAACCAUUGCCGCAGAACGACGCGACAAAAUACUCCAAGGCGGCGACCAGGCCUCUGGCUCUAAUGCUAUGGAUGUCGAAGACGAAGUCUAUGAAGAAGGAGGCCAUGGCGAAGAAAUGGACGAAGACGACGCUGGUGACGAUGAACUCGACCCUCUUGACGCGUACAUGACGGGCCUGGGUGAAGCUGGUCCAUCCGGCACCAAACGCAAGGCCCCAGACGCUCCGACUAUUUUCACCGACGACAAUGAGCCUCAGAUGACAGCUGUUGGGAAGGCCGAUGCCGAAGCCCUCGCUGUGCCAAAGAAGAAGAAGGAUGAGGUUCCAGUUGUGGAUCAUUCGAAGAUUGAGUACGAGGAUUUCCGCAAGAAGUUCUACGUCCCACCCUCCCACCACUUGGACAUGACUCCAGAGGAGGUCAAAAAUCUUCGAGCCCACCUCGAUGACAUCAAAGUCCGUGGCAAGGACGUGCCUGUCCCCGUCUCGACGUGGGCUGAAUGUGGUUUGGGUGUACAGACCCUUGAUGUGGUGUCUGACCUUGGCUACGACCACCUGACAGCCAUUCAAGCCCAAGCCAUUCCCACCCUGAUGUCCGGCCGUGAUGUAAUCGGCAUUGCCAAGACUGGGUCUGGAAAGACCAUUGCAUUCCUGAUCCCCAUGUUCCGCCAUAUCAAAGACCAACGUCCCUUGCAUAAAUCGAAGAAGUUGACGGAGGGCCCCAUCGGCCUAAUCUUGACUCCAACACGGGAACUCGCAGUUCAGAUCCACAGAGAAUGCCGUCCAUUCCUGAAGAAACUGAGGUUACACGCCGCUUGUGCAUAUGGAGGUGCUCCGAUCAAAGACCAAAUCGCCGAGGUGAAGCGAGGUGCGGAGAUAUUGGUUGGCACACCUGGACGCGUGAUUGACCUUCUCAAAACCAACUCGGGCCGCGUACUUAACCUUCAGCGCGUCACUUAUCUUGUUCUCGAUGAGGCCGACCGUAUGUUUGACAUGGGAUUCGAGUCUCAGGUCAUGAGAAUUCUGGGCAAUAUUCGACCCGACCGGCAGACCGCGCUUUUCUCCGCCACCUUCCCCCCUAAAAUGGAAGGGUUGGCUCGUAAGACUCUCAAAACCCCGGUUGAGAUCAUCGUCGGUGGAAAGAGUGUCGUCGCACCCGAAAUCACGCAGAUUGUCGAGGUGAUUGACGAGAAGGACAAAUUUGUUCGUCUCCUGGGACUUCUCGGUGAACUUUACAACGACGAUGCGAACCAGGAUUCCCGGGCUUUGGUCUUCGUCGAUCGCCAAGAGGCCGCUGACACCUUGCUCAGUAUGCUGAUGCAUAAAGGCUAUCCAUGCAAUUCCCUCCAUGGUAGGAAGGACCAGCUUGAUCGAGACUCGACUAUCCAGGAUUUCAAGGCCGGUGUCUUCCCCGUGCUAGUGGCUACAUCUGUCGCUGCUCGCGGUCUGGACGUCAAGCAGCUUAAGUUGGUGGUCAAUUACGAUGCACCCAACCACCUCGAAGAUUAUGUUCACCGUGCUGGUCGUACUGGACGCGCCGGAAACACCGGUACUGCAGUCACUUUCCUUACCAAGGACCAGGAGCGAUAUGCCGUUGAUGUCGCGCGGGCUCUGCGUGAGAGUGGCCACGAAAUCCCCGAGCCAGUGCAAAAGAUGGUGGAGGCAUUCCAGGAGAAAGUCAAGGCUGGUCAAGAGAAGGCAGCAGGAAACUCUGGAUUCGGUGGCAAAGGCUUGGAGCGUCUUGACAAAGAUCGUGAGACUGCUCGCAACCGCGAACGCCGCACCUACAAGACAGGGGAAGAAAACGACGAGUCUGAAGACGAGGAGCUCCAGGCCAAGGACGAUGAGCGCUUCAAGAAGGCCCUCUCCCAAGUUCAAUCCGCUGCGGCCGCCGCUCCACCCGAGCCCGCCGACCUGCCAAAGGGCAUUGACUUGGAUGCUCAGAUCAUCGUCCACAAGACCGAAAGGGGCGCUGGUGCAGGUCCCGAUUCUAAGCUUGCCCAGGUGGGAAGUGCCGUGGCCGAUAUCAACUCUCGCCUGAGCCGUAAUGGAGCGAUCCGCUCGGGUGUCCCCAUUGACAAUCGUGGUCCGGAUGCUGGCGCAUACCAUGCGACGAUGGAGAUCAACGACUUUCCCCAGAAAGCUCGUUGGGCCGUCACUAAUCGCACGAAUGUGGCCAAAAUCCUGGAGUCCACGGGGACAUCCAUCACGACGAAGGGCAACUUUUACCCUCCUGGGAAGACCCCAGGAGAGAACGAGUUGCCCCCCCUUACAUUCUUGUAG
Molecule: messenger RNA, 3264 nt
Organism: Penicillium chermesinum
Lineage: Eukaryota; Fungi; Ascomycota; Eurotiomycetes; Eurotiales; Aspergillaceae
Exons: 5
Coding region: 1-3264 (1087 amino acids)
Biological process (GO): mRNA splicing, via spliceosome
Cellular component (GO): nucleus
Molecular function (GO): RNA helicase activity; ATP binding; nucleic acid binding
Source: RefSeq, a predicted model, not a curated record